GGGUUACCUGGAGAACGCAAAAGUAUAAGUCAGGUGCCUUAGUGUAAACGCCACUCCAACAUUUUGAAGUGGUAUACUGCGCGGCUAUCAGUCGAUCCAUCGUCUUGGCGGGGUAUGCGUUAUACAAAAGUCUUGGUUGUCCUUCGUUCAGAUUGAGUAGUACUUUCACUAUCCAGCCGCUUUGGUCAACAUUGAACGACAAUAUCUCAGCCCAACAUGGAGUCUUCACGAUCAGGUGUUGCAUCACCUAAUGAAAAGCUACCGAUCACCACAUUCGAUUCAACAGCUCAAGAGAAGAAUAGGGUAGCAGCCAGGGGACAUGAAAGCAGGUCUUUGAAGAUCGCAAUCCAAUACCUAGCAGUAGUAAUAUUACUGAACAUAUUUCUUUACAAUACGGUUCGAUACUCUUCGGUGGAGACUACGAAAUUCGGUGGUUGCUCUCAUGAGAACGGUCCUUUAGGUUCCUCGGAAUAUAAGAAUGAUAUAGGCAAGUUCUCAUCAGAGUUAAAGUCUGGAGACAGGAGCCAUGAAAAAGAUCGCCCGUCAGCAUGGUUGCUUGAAGCAGCAGGCGCUUACACUACAAAGACAUCUGUGUCAUUCAGCGAUGUCACCGAUAUCUGCGCCAAUUACUCUGGAGACUACUCCUCAUUACAUUGUACAACAAACACUAUUGCGUCUAUACUACUUCUCAGCAACUCUAUAGUUUCUCUCCGAUCAGAACUUAUCAAUUUUACCACUCCGCAUCUUUUCAAUGGACGACCGCUGGAUCCCAACUUUGAUCCACCAGCUCUACUGGACAUGAUGUACCCUAACCCUCCAGAAUUUCCGAGAACUGUACCAUAUCAUAUUACCCAUACUAUCGGUUCUUCUGUUCAACACGUAGGAUACUAUUGUCCCCUCUCAUCCCCAUGCACCAACCCAUUAUUCAGCAUCUCAACCCAUGAAGACAUUCCCAUGCUCUUCACGUUCUCCCAUUCUAUCCUCGGUACCCACACAAAUUCUCUCAAAUUUAGUUUCGGAACUGCGACAGGCUAUCACUUUUCUACCAAUGGUUUCGCGAAUGGUGGUUUUGAUAUACUGCUUGAAAAAGCAGAGUCUCCUAUGCUUGACCCCAAAAGCGAUUACUCUCAGAUGAAACAGGAAGUACAUUGUCUUCUCAGUGAUGGACUGAAACUACCCGGUCUCUUCUUCAAUAUCCACAGUCCUGGCUUUAGGGAGAAAGGCCUUCAUGGGGAAAUAAGUCCCUGGACCCGCAAUGAGAGAAGUGAGAUAGAGCGAAUGGAGACGAUUCUGACGCCGGGACAAAAUAUGGCUACUUGUGCUGCGGUUAUAGCAACGCGGCAUUCUAAGAAAUUGGAAUUAUGGCUUUUGGGGGGUUCUUUUUUGGGAUUGGCUCUCUCAGGAGUAGUUGUGUCGCUUUUUGCUCGUUGGCUCGAGAACAGACAGGGAAUGAUUAAAUUAUGAUCGAGGAAUAGAGUCGACGGCGUUUGGUAGAUCAAGGUCUUGGAAAAUUAAAAUUUGAGGGAGAGGGGGGUAAUCCACAGGGACCCGGUAUAGAAUAGACAUGGGGAUAUCAUGAUGUUAUGCCCGAGUCGGAGUUUGAUUUGAUUAAGUAGAUACCAAGUCAAUAUAUGUUUAUA
This is a messenger RNA of Botrytis cinerea B05.10, 1640 nucleotides long. RefSeq lists its product as hypothetical. NCBI's taxonomy places the organism in Eukaryota, Fungi, Ascomycota, Leotiomycetes, Helotiales, Sclerotiniaceae. The record is from RefSeq and is a predicted model, not a curated record. Bases 217 to 1464 code for a protein of 415 amino acids. The transcript has a single exon.